Alosa alosa (allis shad) is the source of this 2698-nucleotide messenger RNA. RefSeq names its product nucleosome assembly protein 1-like 4b (gene nap1l4b). The transcript has 15 exons. NCBI's taxonomy places the organism in Eukaryota, Metazoa, Chordata, Actinopteri, Clupeiformes, Clupeidae. Gene Ontology annotation, biological process: nucleosome assembly. The record is from RefSeq and is a predicted model, not a curated record. Gene Ontology annotation, molecular function: histone binding; chromatin binding. Bases 186 to 1352 code for a protein of 388 amino acids. Gene Ontology annotation, cellular component: nucleus; chromatin.
GUCAUUGACUGCGCAUCAUCGUAGUUUCGGCAUGACUGAUUCGAACGUGUUUGUAUUUCAAAACAAUACAAACCUGCAAACUUUAACUUGCACACCAAAUAGCAUGGUAACUAUUUAGCAGCUACAAUAUUUUGCAAUCAUCGAUGACCGUUAGCUUUCAGAAACUAGCGGAAUGAGCGUAAACAAUGUGGGACUGUUGCACUUAUAAGAGUGGCAAGUCAAGUUACAUGCCCCAUACAAAUGAUGACGGAAACUGGAGCUGUGAUUUUAAAAUGGACGGAGACAAGGGUGAAGCCAAAGGUAAAGUGGGUGAUCAGGUGAUGCAGAACCCUCAGGCCUUGGCAGCUCUUCAGGACAGACUGGACAGCAUGCCACAUGGCCCCUCCAUAAUGGAGACUUUACCGAAGGCUGUGAAGAGAAGAGUCAACGCCUUAAAGAAUCUUCAGGUGAAGAGUGCACACAUAGAAGCCAAAUUUUAUGAAGAGGUUCACGAGUUGGAAAGAAAAUAUGCCGCCCUUUAUCAGCCUCUAUUUGACAAGAGAAAAGAGGUGGUGUGUGGUGCCGUAGAGCCCACAGAUGAGGAGUGCGAGUGGCAGAGUGACCAUGAGGAGGAGGAGCUCUCUGAGGAAAUGAAGUCAAAAGCAACAAUGGAGGAGAAGAAGGAAGGCGAUACUGCAGAGGAGAAUCCAAAGGGAAUUCCCGAAUUCUGGCUCACUAUAUUCAGAAGUGUCGACAUGCUCAGUGACAUGCUACAGGAGCAUGAUGAGCCUAUAUUGAAACACCUACAAGAUAUUAAAGUUCUCUUUUCCGAGCCUAAUCAGCCAAUGAGCUUCACGUUGGAGUUUCACUUUGAGUCCAACAAUUACUUCAACAACACUGUUCUCACUAAAAAGUACAAGAUGAAGUCUGAGCCAGAUGUUGAAGACCCCUUCUCCUUUGAAGGACCUGAGAUAAUUGAUUGUGAAGGCUGCGAAAUCGACUGGAAGAAAGGCAAGGAUGUGACGGUGAAAACCAUCAAGAAGAAGCAGAAGCACAAGGGAAGAGGGACCGUGAGGACGGUCACCAAACAAGUGCCCAACGACUCCUUUUUCAACUUCUUCAACCCCAUCAAAGUUUCGUCAGAUGGAGAGUUGGAUGAGGACUCGGAGUUCACUCUUGCGACAGAUUUUGAGAUUGGCCACUUCUUCCGGGAGCGGAUAGUUCCCCGAGCUGUGCUUUAUUUCACAGGGGAGGCACUGGAGGACGAUGAGAGUUUUGAGGAAGAGGAACUGGAUGAAGGGGAGGAAGAGGAUCAGGAUGACGAUGCUGAUGAAGACGAUGAUGAGGAGGGAGAGAGCGAUACCAAGGCAUAACUCAUUCUCACCUCAUGCAUUUCUAGGGUGGGGACCCCCAGCCUGCCGAGUGCAAGCAGCAGUAACGUGAGGAGCGGCGCGGACGUCUCCACCUUCCAGGCCCAAAUCCACAUGAAUUAACAUAAGCUGGACUGGGCUCUGUAGACCACGUAUAGCCACCACCACUCUGCAGAGUGCCUGCCUGGUCUGCAGUCCCAAUGCAAUACACAACACAAAUGUGGACAAGAGAUAUAAACAAAAGUUGAAUUUUUUUUUUUUUUUAUUAUGCAUGACUUGUCUAUGCGCCCCUAAACUCAGAAAAUAAGAAAAAAAAAAAAAAAAAAAAAAAAAGUCAGAUAGUGUUAAUGAAAUUGUAAAUAUAAUUGCUAAUGGGGAAAGGGGAGGGGAUAGGGUCAGGCCAUUGUGUUCUGUAAAUGAGGGUUGAAAUGAGAGCUAGGAGCAAACGUCUGGUCACAUUUUGCAAGUGUCACGUUGAGUUGUUUUUUCUUCAUUUGUUUUUGUCUUUGUUUUUUAGUUUGUUUGUUUUUUAUAUCUUGAUGUCUUCUUUUUUUUCCUCCUAAAUCUGACGCCACAUUCCAGAUUGCCCUUUUAAAAAAAGUAUGCUCCAACACAGCCCAGUCAAGUGAGCAGUUCCGUGUUGACUUGAUAUCAUAGGUUACUCAGGGUUUUAUAUGCCAAGAAACAGAGGGUGAGCACCCAAUGUGAAACUGUGGACAUGACACCCACUUAAAUGUUUUUUUUUCUUUUUUUUUUCUCCCCUGUUCAGAAAUAUUUGAAACUCUAGUUUCACUUGUAAGGUUAUUUAUAUGAAUGUUCCUUGUUUUUUUUUUUUUUUAAUGGUUUGGACCUAUUCUACAUAAUUCAGUCUCAUGAAGCUUGGUGGAGCCCAGAGAGAGAGUGUAUACUUUGUGUACCAUACCCUGUGGACACAUAGCCCUUAUAGAACUUUAACAACAGUGCUCUUGUUCGACAACCCAAGCGCUUACUAAAGAAUUAAACAUGUAUAUUGCCAAAUGGAGUCAAGUGGUGUCUCUGUUUUACCCUAACCUAUGGUAUGGUAUGGUAUGCCUUUGUCCUAUUCUGUGACCUCACCUGUUCCCCCUGAAGUGUUUCCAGAAUUUUUUUUUUUAUGUCUUGAGGUGAAGUCUCUUUGUGGCUGUUUGUAAAUCACGGUCCUCUCUACCUCAAAGUUUGACCUCUCUUCAAAACUCUCAUCCUCAACUAUGCGAUGAAUACUAGAGGCUCACUCCAUAGACAUUGUUUAACAUUAUGUGUUGAAAAAGCCUCUGGUGGCUUUGCUGCAGGAACAGCUGUUAGUUGCAAUAAAAGUAGAUCUAGUCACUGUC